ACCUUUAAAAUUUGAGAGCAAAACCGACCUUAAAAAAAAAAAAAAAAGCGCAAAAGCAACAAGAGAGGGAAGUGAGAUAACAGUAUAACACUAAGAGAGAGGGAUAGAGAUUAGAGAAUAGAGAAGAAUAGCAAAAUGGGGAACACCUUCUGCUUCUUCUGCGGAUGCAUCCAGCAGUCCAACGUCGGCGUGGUCGAGAAGUGGGGCCGCUUCAGCCGCCUCGCCCAACCUGGCUUCCACUUCUUCAACCCUCUCGCCGGUGAGUGCCUCGCCGGCCUCCUCUCCACCAGGAUCUGCUCCCUUGACGUCCGCGUCGAGACCAAGACCAAGGACAACGUGUUUGUGCAGCUGCUGUGCUCGAUUCAGUACCGUGUUGUGAAGGAGAACGCUGAUGAUGCUUUUUACGAGCUUCAGAACCCUCAAGAACAGAUCCAGGCUUAUGUCUUUGAUGUCACUCGCGCUAUUGUUCCCCGAAUGAACUUGGAUGAACUCUUUGAGCAGAAGGAUCAUGUUGCCAAAGCUGUUCUCGAAGAGCUUGCUAAGGUGAUGGGAGACUAUGGAUAUAGCAUAGAGCACAUACUCAUGGUUGAUAUUAUACCUGAUCCUUCUGUGCGUAAGGCCAUGAAUGAGAUCAAUGCAGCUCAAAGGAUGCAACUAGCUAGUGUGUACAAGGGAGAAGCUGAGAAGGUGCUUCAGGUUAAGAAAGCCGAGGCAGAGGCCGAAUCCAAGUACUUGGGAGGUGUUGGUGUGGCCAGGCAGAGGCAAGCUAUCACAGAUGGCUUGAGAGAGAACAUUUUGAAUUUCUCCCACAAGGUGGAAGGUGCCUCUCCCAAGGAGGUCAUGGAUCUUAUUAUGAUCACUCAGUACUUUGACACCAUCAAAGACCUUGGCAACUCCUCUAAGAACACCACAGUUUUCAUACCCCAUGGCCCUGGCCAUGUUAGGGAUAUUGGUGAUCAGAUACGCAAUGGACUCAUGGAAGCUUCCAGUGCUCAAGUAAAUCUCGACUGAUUUUGCUUGUUACCUUUAUACCCAUACAUAUAUACAUAUUCAUAUACACAUGCAUAUGGUUUUGUAAUAUGCUUCUGCAUUUCAUUCCAAUUGUUGAAACAAUUCAAAAAAUAUUAUGUAACCUGCUUUAUAGGAGCUUUAGUUAAGUCAUUUUUGUUUCCUCUUAUA
Molecule: messenger RNA, 1179 nt
Organism: Arachis duranensis
Lineage: Eukaryota; Viridiplantae; Streptophyta; Magnoliopsida; Fabales; Fabaceae
Product: hypersensitive-induced response protein 4
Exons: 4
Coding region: 136-1011 (291 amino acids)
Source: RefSeq, a predicted model, not a curated record